AGCUCCAUCAAAGCAUCCCCCUGAGCUCGUGUCCUGCCCUGCUGCCCAGCCCAGACACAGCUUAGCCAGUGACAGAGCUGGAAGGUCUCUCCAGCAUCCCCAGACCCCGUGGCCUGUCCCACUGUCACUGUCACCCAUCCCACAACCACACAUCCCACGUACUGCACUGCCAGCACUGCGGGGCCAUUGCCGCAUCCACAGAGCAGGGAGGUGUCCCCUCAACCCAGGGGAGGGGCUCACUGUGUCCUGAGUACCCCCAGCCUGUCCCUGUCACCCCCCUGGGGCUGGUGGGGCUGGGGGUGAUGUCAGGGCUCUGAGUGAUGUCAGGCCUGCGUGCACGUCAGGCACUUCCACGUCGUGAUUGUGCUAAAGUCCAAGCCCUUGCUGUGUCACAGCCCGCGUGGAAGCUGCAGGAGGGCUCAGGCUGCAUAAAUAGCGCUGGGAGCUGCCGGCUCCGCAGGUACCGCAGCAGUGACAGCACAGGAGUUGCCAGCACUCAGGAUGGCGCCCAAGGCGGCCGCCCUCGUCCUGGUUCUCCUUGCGAUCUCAGGGUCACGGGCUGAUGUGAACCCCGACGACGUGGCCAAUGUGAUCUGGAAGUACUUCACGGAGCUGGGCAGCAACGCCAAGGACACGGUGGGCCAGCUGCAGCAGACCGAGAUCAGCAAGCAGCUCAACACCCUGCUGAAGAGCAACCUGCAGACUGUCAGCGCCUACGCCGAGGACCUGCAGGAGCGGCUGGUGCCCUUUGCCACCGAGCUGCAGGCGCGGCUGGCGCAGGACUCGCAGCGCAUGAAGGAGCAGAUCCAGCGGGAGCUGCGGGAGCUGCAGGCCAAGCUGGCGCCCUACGCCGACGAGGUGCACCAGCAGAUCGGCACCAACAUCCGCGAGCUGCAGGCCAAGCUGAGCCCCUACGCCGAGGAGCUGCGCUCGCAGGUGGACCGCAGCGCCGGGGAGCUGCAGCGGGCGCUGGAGCCCUACGCGGCCGAGCUGCGGGAGCGCCUGCAGGACAACACCGACAGCAUCAAGGCCUCCCUCAGCCCCUACGCGGACCGGCUGCAGCAGCAGAUCGACGGCGGCGUGGAGAGCCUGAAGGAGCGGCUGUCGCCCAUGGCGGAUGAGCUGAAGGCGCAGGUGGAGCAGAGCGUGGCCGAGCUGCGGCGCGGGCUCAGCCCCUACGCCCAGGAGGUGCAGGACGGCCUCAACCGGCAGCUGGAGAGCCUGACCCUGCAGAUGGAGCGGGCGGCCGAGGAGCUGCGCGGCCGCCUGGCCACCAGCUCCGAGGAGCUGCGCGCCCAGCUGAGCCCGCUGGCACGGGAGCUGCGGGAGGCGGCGAGCGGGGACGCCGAGAGCCUGCGGCAGCGCCUGGCUCCCCUGGCCCAGCAGCUGGAGCAGCGCGUGGGGCAGACCCUGGAGAGCUUCCGGCAGCAGGCUGCUCCCUUCGGAGAGACCUUCGGCAAGCAGCUGGUGCAGCGGCUGGAGGAGAUGCGCGGCAAGCUGGAGACGGGCGCUGCCGGCGUGGAGGAUCACCUGGAGCUGCUGGAGAAGGAGGUGCGGGAGAAGGUGGCUGCUUUCCUCAGCACCGUCCCACCCCCACAGAAUUAAACCGGCCAUUCCAAAACAUUCCAAACAUUCCUGGCCACUUCCAGUGGUAGAAAUAAAUCUCCUUGUGAUGCACGUGCUGGUCCGUGUCCUUCCUUCUCACAGCAUCCUGCUGUUCUACCCUGGGAUGGGAUACCUGGGGCACCCUCAGCUGCUCUGAGGGGGGAGCAUCACCCCGAAUUUGGGUCCUGGGGCACCAGGGAGAGGGAGCAGAGGUGGGGUCAGAUGGGUGGGAGGUCUCUGUGACGGCUGGAGAUGGUGGCAGCCAGGUGAGCCCAGGCAGCAGCACAAGCCCGGGGCCUCCUGUCCCCUCAUCACAGCUGGGAGCUGCGGAGGAGC
Ficedula albicollis (Collared flycatcher) is the source of this 1941-nucleotide messenger RNA. RefSeq names its product apolipoprotein A-IV (gene APOA4). Gene Ontology annotation, cellular component: extracellular region. Gene Ontology annotation, molecular function: lipid binding. The record is from RefSeq and is a predicted model, not a curated record. The transcript has 5 exons. Lineage: Eukaryota; Metazoa; Chordata; Aves; Passeriformes; Muscicapidae. Gene Ontology annotation, biological process: lipoprotein metabolic process; lipid transport. Bases 502 to 1605 code for a protein of 367 amino acids.